Molecule: messenger RNA, 2697 nt
Organism: Anopheles coustani
Lineage: Eukaryota; Metazoa; Arthropoda; Insecta; Diptera; Culicidae
Gene: tau
Product: basic proline-rich protein
Exons: 8
Coding region: 1-2697 (898 amino acids)
Biological process (GO): microtubule cytoskeleton organization; neuron projection development
Cellular component (GO): neuron projection
Molecular function (GO): microtubule binding
Source: RefSeq, a predicted model, not a curated record
AUGGACUUUCAAACGAAAUUCUCUGCUCCGGAAAGCAAAGCGAAACCGUCGCUGCUCACUUCACAGGCGCCCGCCGCCAGCUUCCUUGCCACCAGCAACGCCAGCAACCCCUUCCCGGCGGUCCCCGCAUCGGUCAAUGUAGUCGGGCCGGUUCUCCAAAAACCGCCACCUUCGCCAGCACCGGUUCCCGUGCCCCAACCGCAGCACGCCGCUCUUCCUCCGGCACGGCCGAACCCGGGGCCGAUCUUCCCCCGCUCGCCGAACGAGCCACCAGCUCCGGUUCGAUUCGCUCCCGAGUCCGCGCCCCGGCCCGAGGUUAAGUUUGCCCCGGCGUCGACUCCGCUGAAAGCCGCACUUAUCGGGCGGCCACCCUUGCAACGGGAAGUGAUUCCGAUCGGUGCGUCUCCACCUUCGGUUCCUCUGAUCGGCCAGCGUCAGCAGGUUCUUCCCGAGCGGUACGUGAUGGAACCGCCCCGACCGCCCAGUAUGUCACCCUCGGGUGCUCCGCAGAUGAUGGUCGGCCGACCGGGAGGUCCGCCGGUGCAGGGAGGACCUCCCCGAGCGGGCACUCCAACACAGCAGCAGCAGCAGCAGCCGAUGCCUCGACCUCCGCCGGGUGGUAUGUACCCCGGGCCUCAUCAACCACCAGGCGUCCCCAUGGGCAUGCGUCCGCAACUCCCACCCGGGGCUGGCGUUCCCGGCAUGCCGCAGCCCGGCAUGCAACCGAGACCUCCAGCGCCUCAGCAAGGCAUGCAGCGACCUCCCAUGAUGGGAGGUCAACCCCCGGUCCGACCACCCGGCCCGAUGGGAGGUCCUCGCCCGACGAUUUCACCCCAGAACUCCAACCUGGGCGGCGGGGGAAUGCCGCCCGGAAUGGGACCUCGCCCUGCGGGUCCGAUGCAGGGAGCUCCAUACACUGGAGAUCCUCAGGCCGGUAGACCACAGGCAGGUCCUCCCUCGGGUGGUAUGCGUCCAACGCUCUACAACCGGCCGAUGGGAGACGCCAGUAGACCAACCUCGGGGACACCCGAUGGGACUACUGGUGCUGGUGGACUUCCCUCGGCAACCCACUCGAUCGAUGACGACGAAGACGUGGUGAUCGGGAAACUCCCGAUGGACGGUGGACCGUCCGCACUCAACAGUCCCAAUCCGGCCCGGGGUCCACCGCGCAGCUUCAACAUGCCGCCGGGCUCGGGAAUCGGUGACCGGGAAAAGUCCAUCCCGUCGCGCCCUCCCUCGGUCGCCGGAAGUUACGCCGCGGAUGGGAGCGAACCGCAAGGGAAUCGCGUUCCGCUGCACGCGCUGAAAGACUUCAUCAACAAGGAUCCGUCCUCGCGCCAGCCGUCCGCGUCCUCGCCGGGGCAAACGCCGGGCAGCCAGCAGCUGUCGCCGGCCAACACGGACGAUAACUUUACCGCCGGCUACCAGCGGCCGGGCGGGCCGGGAAAACCACUCCUGCCCCAGCAGCAACCGUACAAGAUGGGGCCGCCUGGUCCACUGCAGCCCGGGGGACCUUCACCGACGGCGGGCAUGCACGGGGACAAGGUGACCUUCCAGAUUCCGAACGGCGGUACCCAAGAGUGGACCGGCAGAUCCCGACCUCCCCAGCAGCCGAUGGGCCGAACGAUGCCAUCGUCGGCGAUGAAACUGACCGCAGAUCACAAAGGUGACAACGAUAGUGGCGUGGACGAGUACACUCAGGAGAAGGAUCGUCCCAAUGCGCUAGCAUCGCCAGCGUCGCCACUGAAGUCGCCGAGCAAGAUACCGGGCCUAGCCAGACGGCCAGAGAACAUCUCGUCCGAGAGCCGAUCGCGGAGUACGUCGAAGCAGCGCGCCAACGCGAAAACACCCGAGACGCCCUCCGAACCGCAGCCGCUUAUUAAAAAAGUACCAAUGAACAAGAUACAGGUCGGCGGAGUGCCGUCACCGAACCUGAAGGUGGUGAAGUCGAAGAUCGGCUCACUGGAGAACGCGAGCCACAAGCCGGGCGGUGGCAAUGUGAAGAUCGAGACGAAGAAGAUCGAGGUGAAGGCGGCGCCGAGGAUUGAGGCAAAGAACGAGGCAUAUGUGCCGAAAGGCGGUGAUAAGAAGAUCAUCAGCACGAAGCUGCAGUGGAAUGCGAAGCCGAAGAUCGGCUCGCUGGAUAACGCCAGCCACAAGCCGGGCGGCGGUGACAAACGCAUCGAAUCCAUCAAAACUGACUUCAAGGAGCGAGCGAAACCGAAAAUUGGCUCCAAGGAUAACAUGACCUACAAACCCGGCGGAGGUGACGUUAAGAUCGUAACCCAGAAGCUGGACAUUAAGGCUGAGAGCAAGAUCGGUUCGCUCGACAACCUCAAGCACAAACCGGGCGGCGGCGACAAGAAGAUCUUCGACGACAAGGAGUAUCUGAAGCAGAUCGAGCACCCGAUCACGCCGAGCCCUUCCACGCAGCGAUCGUCGUCCAUGCGCCGGAUGACGGCGAGUGUGUCCGGAGUGGAUGCGCUUUGCCGCAGCAUCGACUACGAACCGGCUCGGGUGCCUCCGCUGGCGACCGCUUCGCUGACCGCAUCGCUCACCAUUCCGACCGAGUGCAUCGUCCUGUCGGUGGCGGACGAGCCGAGCCCAGAGGUGCAGAAAGUCGAACCGGUCACAUCCGCGUUGCCCUUCCGUCGGGAUGGCCGGGCCAUCCAUCCGAAGCCGUUCCGCACGUACUAA